AUGUAUAAAAGAACUAAAUUCCAUAUUUACGGCACUGAAAGUGAAAAUGAGUAUGUGAAAGUAUUGGAAACUCCAGAGCCUUUGAACUUCAGCACGUGCAUUGCUCGACUUCCAAAUGGUGAGCUAUUAAGCUUUGGCAAUGAUAACCCAACAUCAGGACUUGCAUUGAUAAUUGAUUGAAAUUUUAAAAUCAGAGAACUUCCAUCUGGAAUUUAUUAUUUAUUCUAUUUGUAUUUUCCUCUUAAAGAAUGAUUCUUUUUGAAAUAAAUUUUUUUUAAAAAAUAUUAAGCCAUCUGGAACUCCUUGCCACGGUUCUUCUGCUAUACUCUCGUUAAUUAGGAAUUAA
Molecule: messenger RNA, 346 nt
Organism: Blepharisma stoltei
Lineage: Eukaryota; Ciliophora; Heterotrichea; Heterotrichida; Blepharismidae
Source: the annotation of a GenBank genome assembly